CCUUGUAGUUUUGUGUUAAAGCUACACGGUCUGAACGUAGAUAACCACAAUCGACCAAAAGCAACUGCACCAAACAACCGACUCUUUUCAUUUGAUUUAGUUGCUUAGUCGGAGACAAAUCUAUAAAGUAUGUCUGGUUCCAUAAAAAAUGUUGCAAUAUUUGGAGCUACGGGAAUGACUGGACUGGUGACCUUACCGCAAGCGGUUGCGGCAGGCUACAAUGUUACCGUUUUGGUGCGUGACCCGUCCAGGCUCCCUGCCGACCACAAGGCCUCCAGGGUGGUGGUGGGGGACGUCCUGAACAAAGACGACGUGAAGACGACGAUGGAGGGUCAGGAUGCAGCCAUCAUCAUACUGGGAACCAGAAGUGACCUCAGUCCUACUACAAUGAUGUCAGAGGGGACAAGAAACAUCAUCAACGUCAUGAAAGCCAGAGGUAUCAGUAAAGUCAUUGGAUGCAUGUCAGCCUUCCUCUUGUGGGACCGGUCCAAAGUGCCCCCUCGCCUGGUCCCGGUCACUGAGGACCAUGACAGGAUGUAUACAGUGCUGAAGGAGUCCGGCCUGGACUACGUGGCGGUCAUGCCACCACACAUCGCUGACAACCACCCCCUGACAGAAAAGUACACCGUUACUGAGAACAUGCUGAAGGGAAGGGUCAUCUCCAAACACGACCUCGGCCACUUCUUCGUCAAGUGCCUCUCCAUCUCAGACUGGGACGGAAAGACUGUUGGGCUCUGCGGAGAGUACAGUUAAAACUCCUGUGUCAAAUAAAUAUUUCUUUAUAUAGUUUGAUUUGUGUGUUUCAUUUGUGUCUGUACAAUGUUACUGACCCUUACUUACUCAGUGAGCUGCCAGUGUUGAUACGCGGAAUAUUUUGACAAGAUGAAAUAACUAACAGUGUUAACAAUUUAAUUACAGAAAUACAAUGGUCUGUAUUGGUAGAAAAAUAUAUGAAAUAGGCUAUCUGUAUUGUAUGCUACAUCGACAAUGUGAUUGACUGAGUUAGGAAAAAGUAACCUGUGUCAGUUACAUUAUAAGGAAAUAAAUGUUUUCAAAGGCUGAAAUGUGUUUGAUAUAACAUGCCUUUUGGUCAAAUUUUUGUCAUUUGCUUUCUGUUGCUUUCUGUUUGAUGUGUAGGCUAUCUUUAUCAAGACCAUUGCUAAGCUAAUUAUUACUAAAUGAGCUUAUACAGUUUUUGUACUAAACAUAUUUUAUGAAAUCAUAUUUCAAAUAAAAAUAAAUAUAAAUUUC
This is a messenger RNA of Alosa alosa (allis shad), 1251 nucleotides long. RefSeq names its product biliverdin reductase B (gene blvrb). The coding region runs from base 130 to 753 and encodes 207 amino acids. The record is from RefSeq and is a predicted model, not a curated record. The transcript is spliced from 5 exons. Lineage: Eukaryota; Metazoa; Chordata; Actinopteri; Clupeiformes; Clupeidae.